CUGUUUUUAUGUUUAUAUCAUUGCAGCUGUGAUCUAACAUGGUCGAGAGAUGUAUAUGAUAAGGGGUCCGGCCUCCAAGUUGUUUACUGCAUUUGUACAACGUCCAUCAUGCUUUCAAUUGUAUACUCCAUGUUGGUUCUUGCAUACCAAACGUACCCACUAUGAUGUUCUGGAGGUGGAUAGAAAUGCCAGUUUCCCAGAGAUUAGAUCAGCAUAUAUUCUGAAAUCUAAAGAGUUACACCCAGAUCUCAACCAGAAUGACCCCAAGAACCAUGAGAAGUUUGUCCAGUUGAUAGAGGCGUACAACACCCUAAGUAAGGAGUCCACCCGACGUGACUAUGACUACAGCCUUGCUAACUACAUACACCUACAGAAGAUGCAACGAAGCAGGGGUUCAAGUCACACAUCAUCCAGUGGAUCAUAUCAUCCCGGGGUCGGAUUUGAUCAGUCAGAAUCUGAUGAGCGAAUAUUUUGGGAUGAAACCAUCUGGCAUAUGAGAAACAAGUCAAAAGACCAGGAAUUUAAGGACCGCCCAUACUACAGCAUUAAAGGUUUAAGACGACAACCAAACUCCUACAUUUUGUUUGGAAUCCUGAUCUGGGUGGUUGUUGGGGUGUUUGUGCAUUACUUCUUGAUCAGUUUCUCCAGGGAUUAUAGCAGAUCGAUAAUGGAUCAGAGAGAUAUAGAAUUCCACAAACUUUACAAAGAGAAAAGAGAUAAAGCACUGUUACAUGGCAAUGAACUUCAAAGGGAGAUUUUGAUGAGUCGGUACCAAGAGGAGAAUGAUAGAGAUCAUUGACUGUGACACACUUCAGUUCGAUCUGCAAUCUUAGCAAUCCUUUAUAUCAACCUGCUGCAGCAACCUUUUCGAUGAUGGCCAAGACAACUGCAUCAAUUGCCAUGGUUUGUCAUUUCAGUCCCCUCAAGAUGUUGAAUGUUUUGUAGAUGUUAAGGUUUUCUUUGAUGUCGAGAGACCUGGCACAACAGUCAUGAGUCUUUACUGUCUCCAUAUACACUCAUGAAUACACACACACACACACACAUAUCUAACAUAAGAAAGUAGCGCUUCACACAUUUGAUAGGAGUUAAUAGCAGUUUGAGCCCAGCUCCACACGACUUUAAGUUUCAAGGGUGUGCAGGACACACCCAUCUCAUCAGAUAAGAACAGCUGCUGAAAGGAAUGUGUCUACACUCAUGAAAGUCAUGUGGAGCUGAGUCAAACUGUAUAUAUAUACAUAUAUAUAUGUAUAUAUAUACAUAUAUAUAAUAAUAAUAAUAAUAAUAAUAAUAAAGGAUAAAAUUGUUAAAGUUUUUGUCAGUGGCCAGCAUAUAAAACAGACAUAUGAAGGUGAAUUCAUAUAUAUAUAAUUAUAAUUAAAGGCAUAGAGAAAACUAUACCUAUAUGCUGAAAAGAGAUGCUAAAUCUUCUAACCAUUUUAAGUCAUCACAUAUGUGAUGAUUUGAAGUGUUCAGAUGAUUUAGCGUCUAUAUAUAUAUAUAUAUAUAUAUAUAUACAUACAUAUAUAUAUCUAUUUUCUAUUUUCUCUCUCUG
Molecule: messenger RNA, 1552 nt
Organism: Octopus sinensis (East Asian common octopus)
Lineage: Eukaryota; Metazoa; Mollusca; Cephalopoda; Octopoda; Octopodidae
Product: dnaJ homolog subfamily C member 4
Exons: 7
Coding region: 50-799 (249 amino acids)
Source: RefSeq, a predicted model, not a curated record